CCCCGCGCACUUCUUUUCUCUUAUCACUCCUUCAAUUGUCCUCAAACUUAUUCAAGAAGCAUCGUUUUGAUUCCAGACACUCGUUAAUGCAACUCCCGCGAUCAAAGCAUUAUUUACUGAAAGCGAAUUGACAUUUCUGCUGCGCUCGUCUUUGUUGAUUUAACAACAUAGAAAUCCAAGCUCUCCCCAGCCACCGCACUUUUCUCGAAUUGACCUUCAAUUGAUCCAAUUCCCCAUCGAAAUCUCUCUCCAAGCAAGCCCGACCGACCGCACAAUGGCCGAGUCACCCGCCAACUACGACGACCUGAUCCCGGACGACGACGCCGGCGACGUGGAGAUGGGCACCGAAGCCGUAGUCGAGAUUGAAAGCUCCGUAGCUCCAUCUACCGGCCUCGUCGACGAAGAGGGAAAUGGGCUGCCGUUUGAGGAAGAGGGUACGAUGGAUGAGGCUCGGCCGGCGAGAGUUACCUACAUUGAUUACUUGAAGAGUCCGGUUAUUGGGUUAUUGGUGGGACAAGGGGAUGAGCAGGCGCUUUUAAUGGCGCAUCAAAUGUUGUUGGAGAGUAGUCCGUGGUUUAAGGAUGCGUGCUCGAAGUUCAGUGAUGAGGUUUCGGAGCGCAGAAUUGACCUCAUAGACGAAGACCUUGAUGCCGUAGGAUGCUUCCUCGAAUUCCUCUACACCGGCGACUACUUCCCGCGCAAAAUCGCCGGCACUAAAGACCUCGAACGCGACCCCGCCACGCCCACCGUCGACGAGACCGGCGACCAGCUCCUCAAACACGCUCGAGUCUAUACGCUGGCGGAAACGCUCACUCUACCCACCUUGAAGAACUUGGCGAGCUCGAAGAUCCAUUGCGUGAACUCGACGGCUAAGGGCGAGAUUGCGUACGCUAGAUACGUGUAUGCACAUACGCACAAGGACGAUACGGCGAUCAGGGCUCCCGUGGCUAAUUUCUGGGCGACGAGAUCGCAUACUCUUAGGUCGGAGGCCGAGGUUGAGUUUAGACAGAUGUGUCUGGAGUUUCCGCAAUUCGCUUAUGAUGUGCUUACGCGUGUCCUGGACGAGAAACUCAAGCGCGAAAAGCAGGAGAAGAUGCAUCCCACACCAGGCAGUUCGCGAAAGCGUCCUCGUGGAAGUGUAGUCUAGAUCUCUUGUAAAUACCCGCACUUUCAGUUGUCAAAAUCUCAGGAGUCUAGAUGGUGGUAUACUUUGUUAUUUACUUGGCGGUGCUUUACCUUUUUCUUCCAGUUGCUGGAACGCGUAAAUCUGUGUACCACCUCAAUCGAAAGGAAAUAUAAUGGAAUGGGAGGAAGGAAUAUAUUGCUUAAAGAGCUAGGGAUGGGGAGAUGUAUGAUCAGAUGGAUAAAAGCAAGAUCGCUAUUGUAUACUAGAAGCUCAUUCUUACAUUGCAUCAACCAAUUAAGUGUGUUCGCCAAU
Mollisia scopiformis is the source of this 1438-nucleotide messenger RNA. RefSeq lists its product as uncharacterized. The transcript has 3 exons. Lineage: Eukaryota; Fungi; Ascomycota; Leotiomycetes; Helotiales; Mollisiaceae. The record is from RefSeq and is a predicted model, not a curated record. Gene Ontology annotation, molecular function: protein binding. The annotation marks the transcript as partial.